GACUUGCCCCCUCUGGCUACAGUUUUUCCGAAUGAUAUUUUGAAGAUUUGGCAUAAUUAUAAUUCCGUGAGCUUAAUUUAGUGCAAAUAAAUCUGUUUGUUGUAUCUGUUUUCUUAUUUUAAAGUCUGCCCCCCUCAAGUAUGGUUCUUGCUUGAGUUUGCUCACCUUAGCCGACAUCUAUAGCUACGUGGUUGUUUAGAGCGCAAUUACACUGCUUACACCCAAAUAUUUUAAGAAAAAAUUAAGGAUGAUCCAGCCCCAGAAUUUCGAAAACUUAAGAACAGCCAGCCUGAACUUCGAUCUUAUAAAAAGUGUGUCUAAUUUGUCCUUUCAGAAGCACAAAUCUGAUCACACUACUCUAACAGCGCACCGACCAUCUCACGUGACGAAGCUUUUCCACAAGAAGGAGGAAGUUGGCCUGAUGUUGUUGCUUAUGGUAAACAGAUGAUUUAUCAGACACUGGAGAUAGUUUUAGUAGAUCUUUUAAGAUGCUGUUUUGGUUUUUAUUAUUUUCUGUGUCUAUGGUUCAUCUUGGGCCUGGCGUCAAUGCAUGUGGCGUGAGCACUCACAUAAGCAUAGCCCACGAGGCUUCCUUUUACAUGAAGGAAUCAAAGUAUGCAGAUAUCGUCAAAUCGAACAGGGAUGCUUUUGUAGCCGGAAAUCCUUAUCCAGAUUUUGCAUAUGCUUCACAAUGCUUUGAUGCAAAGUAUCACGAUGUUUCGGAGACAACUCACUGGGCGCCGUUUUUGAAUGCGACUGUCAAUUACAUCAGGCGAAAUUUCAAACAACCAUGGAACGCUCGAGCCAAGAAGCUGAUUGCAUUUUUAUUUGGGUUCAUCUCACAUCAGGUAGCCGACAUUAGUUGGCACAGCCUCGGAAUCGACCAAGGCUUCAUUCGCGCUAUGGCGAACGUGAAUUUCCACGCUGUCUUUGAAGACGCCCAUGGAACUGCUGACGUAGGCGGAGACAUGAUCUCCCAGCUAGAGGGAGACGAUUCGCUAAUCAACCAGCUGCAAUGGUUUAUUCCUUCUAAAGAUCUGUAUCAAAUAUACUUGGAUUAUUAUGGAAAGGAAAUGGUCACCCAAGAGAUUAUCGAAGAGUGCACGACGUUGUUGUUUCUUGCUUGGCUUGGUGAAAAGAUUGCUGGAGCAAAACUGUUCAAAAAAUAUGCAAAGAAGUCACCUUUUCUGCAUGAAAAACUGCACAAUUAUUUUCUUGGUAUGUUCCUAAAUUCAUAUGCAAGUUUAGAUUCAUAUCAUUUGACACUAUAUUUACAAUUCAUUUGA
Molecule: messenger RNA, 1286 nt
Organism: Rhopilema esculentum
Lineage: Eukaryota; Metazoa; Cnidaria; Scyphozoa; Rhizostomeae; Rhizostomatidae
Source: RefSeq, a predicted model, not a curated record